Halichondria panicea is the source of this 9282-nucleotide messenger RNA. Its product is annotated as mucin-2-like. The transcript is spliced from 33 exons. Gene Ontology annotation, molecular function: protein binding. Lineage: Eukaryota; Metazoa; Porifera; Demospongiae; Suberitida; Halichondriidae. The record is from RefSeq and is a predicted model, not a curated record. Bases 100 to 9108 code for a protein of 3002 amino acids.
UGCAGAACUGGCAUGGACUGAAACUAUUAAGCUCAGUGGAAGAGUACUGAGUCAACCACUGUGUGGACUGAUCCUGUGUGGACUGAUCCUGAGGUGUAUAUGUAUGCAGCCAUGGCCAUGAGUCUUGGUGGUGCAGUACUGUUGAUGCUGAUAGCUACUGGAGCAAUGGUCUCUGGACAGCAAAUUUGGUUCACCCUGGGAUCAACCACCAUCACUACUAACAAUACUGAGAUCCCCAUCACUACCAUUGGAGAGGAUGCUGAUAGUAGUCUCCCUUCUCUCUUCUGUCGUACUGACGGUGUCUGCUGUAGAAGUGGCAUAGAGAACGGUGGUAAUGGACCACUGGGACAGUGGACGUUUCCUGAUGGGAGGGUGAUACUGGGCAAUGGUGCCUCAACGAUGGCUGGAGAUGAGUUCUACAUUAACAGGAAUGGCCCUCAGCUCAUCAGACUAGGCCGUAGAGAGAAUGUCAACCCCCUCACUCCAACCGGGUCCUACUGUUGUACUGUACCAACCAGUGGAGGAGAGAUGACCCUCUGUGCUAACCUGGUUCUGUGCCCCUCCCUCACACCACUGAUGGAUGGAGUGAUCUCCUACUCUGACCCAACACUGGGUAGGGACACUGUGGCCACUCACACCUGUGAGGCUGGGUCUGCCCUCACUACUGACCUCAGUACCAGGACCUGUGGAGUGACUAGUAAUGUGGGUGUCUGGUCCGGGUCACCUCUGGUGUGUGCAGGGAGUGCCUGUCCAGACCUCACUGAUCUACAGAAUGGAGUGAUCAGCUACAACACUGUAUCAGCUAAUAGCUACAGACGAGUUACUACUGUGGCCACCUACUCUUGUGACACUGGCUUUGAACUAACUGGUACCUCAAUGAGGACGUGUAAUGCUGGUGUUUGGGAUGGCAGUGAACCAACUUGUACAACCACCCUCGCCACCUGCUCUGACUUGACUGCUCCAACCAAUGGAAUGAUAGCCUAUGAUAUGGAGAGCAUGAACGCUAGACCAUUGAACACUGUGGCCACCUACACCUGUAUCACUGGAUACAUGGUGACUGGUGAUAUGACUAGGACUUGUGAGGGUGGUGGAGUGUGGAGUGGGACUGAUCCAACUUGUGAAUUACCGGCUUGUCCAGACCUCACCCUCCCAGCCAAUGGAGGGAUCACUUACAACCCAACCACCACCCCCAGAGCUGAUGGCUCCACGGCUACCUACACCUGUACCACUGGCUACCAGAUGACUGGACUGAUGGUGAGGAUGUGUAGUGUCAGUGGAUGGAGCACUGGAGAUGACCCUGUCUGUACUGCCAUCUGUCCUGCCCUCAUCCUCUCCAAUGGAAUGAUCAGCUUCGAUCCAGCUACCUCCAUCAUACUAGAGGGAACAGUGGCUACACACAGCUGUGACACUGGGUACCAACUGUCCUCAUCCCCAUCUACUAGGACCUGUCAGUCUGACACAACAUGGAGUGGAGAUGACAUCACUUGUCAACUUGUUGACUGUGGUUCCCUGGACGACCCCACCAAUGGAGCAGUGGACACAUUCUCUGGAACCACCUUCAUGAUGACUGCUACCUACACCUGUAACACUGGGUACAAUAUUGUUGGUGAUAUGACUAGAACAUGUCAGGACGCUAUGUUGUGGAGUGGAGCUGCACCAACUUGUGAUACCCCGUGUCCUCGUGAGCUCCUCUCCAAUGGAAUGGUGGCCUACUCCACUUCUACUGACCCUCCACCAAUUGGAGCAAUGGCCACUUACUUUUGUGACACUGGCUAUGAACUGAGUGGUGCUAGUACGAGGAAUUGUGUGGCUGUCAGUGGAUGGAGUACAUCUCUACCUGUUUGCAAUCUUCUAUGCCUUGAUCUCACCAUCAACAACGGAGGCAUAGUCUACAAUAUUGGAUCACCUGACAACAGACCAGUGAAUACUACUGCUACUCACGCUUGUGACGCUAGCCUCAGCCUGGUUGGAGAGGCUGUGAGGACGUGUGGAAGUACUGGAGAGUGGAGUGGGUCACCUCCAAUCUGUGUUGUGGCUUGCAUGGACCUGGUUGAACCAGUCACUGGAAGUGUUGUGUAUGAUAUGGGGUCCAAAGAUAGCAGACCAGUGGGUACCAUGGCAACGUACACUUGUUCCACUGGCUACAUGGUGGUUGGUAAUAUGACCUGUCAAAUUGAUAGAACCUGGAGUGACAGUGCCACUUGUGAAUUGGUUUGUCCGGACCUUGCUAAGCCAGACAAUGGCAAUAUAGUGUACAGUGACACCAUUCCCAGAGGUGUUGACUCAAUGGCUACCUACUCCUGCACUACUGCUGGCUAUCAGCUGGUGGGGAUAACAGAGAGGAUGUGUACUGCCAGUGGAUGGAGCACUGGGACUGAUCCAACCUGCAUAGCACUGAUGGUGGACUCUCUGGCAGUUCUUGGAACACCAUCUCCAGGACUGAGCUAUUCUCUCACUUGUACUGUCACUGUGAUGGGAUCAUCUGCCACGCCCACCUUCCAAUGGUCCCAGGAUGGGAGUGUGAUCACUGUGGGGGGUACUAGGAACAUUGUGGGGGGUGAAGAGACCACCUCCCCCUACACCAACACUCUCACCUUCAGUCCAAUACAACAAUCACACCAGGGGGCCUACAUAUGUCAGGUUACCGUGGAUACAGUCACUGCUAGCAGCCCCUCCACUGAUGUCACUGUGGGAGUACCCACUCUAAUGGCCACCCUAACACUGGCCCCCUCUCCAAUGGCUGGUCAGAGCUACUCCCUCGCAUGUACCCUGACUAGAGGGGAUUCUCUGAAUCCAACCAUCACCUACCAGUUCACUCAAGACAAUCCCGGACAGACUAGGAUUAGAGCAACACAAGCCAAUCCCAUACUGACCUUUGAGACCCUGGUAUUGUCUGACAGUGGACAGUACAGCUGCCAGGCAACCGUCACCUCCCCCCAUCUCAACACUCCCCAGGAAGUGGAUAGUGGAUCACAAAGCCUCACCAUUCAGAUUCUCACUCCGAGUGUCUCUAUUCUGGAUCCUGGUAAUCUGUUUGCCACCACCUCCCCCACUCUUGUGUGUAGUGUGAGUGUGGACUCAUCAGUGGUGGAUGUGCCAGUGACUGCCAGUGUGGAGUGGGAUGGCCCCAGAGGAAUAGGGUUCUUCUCAGUCAGUGGACCUCUAUCAGGAGGAUCUACCACUCUCUCUGUUCCCCUCACCAAUACUGUGACAGGAGACAGUGGUGACUACAUAUGCAGAGCUAGUGUGAGUACAACAACGGCCUACCCUCAAGUAAGCCCCAGUAGUGAGGGAUCUGACAGCAGGAGCAUCACUGUCUAUGGUGUCCCCUCUGCCCCCAGUGUGACUGUGACUGGUAGUACCACCACCACCCUCACCUUCUCAUGGACACAACCACCAAAUGAACUGGUUACUAGAUACACCCUCGACCUCGACUAUCGUGGAGACUGCCCUGAGCAUAUCUCUAUCAUUUCUCAAGAAAGGCUCAAUGGAGAUGUACCAACAUUUACUUUUGGUAGUAUAUUUCGACUACAAGAGUUCAGUGACUACCAGUUGACCAUCACUGGGACCAAUGGAGCUGGUACCAGUUCACCUGUGUUGGAGACAGCUACUACUUUACCAGCUGCUCCUAAUGCCCCUGUACAGAACUUGAGACUCAACACCUCUAGAUCUAGUCCGAUCUCCAUCACCAUCCAAUGGGAUAGAGUGCCUUGUAUUAGCAAGAACAGUGACAUCACUGGCUACAGUGUUGUCUAUACUCCUCCUAAUACUGUCAAUACUGUCUCUGGAACUGACAGAAGAGAGUUCACAUUCUCUGUCUUCCCAAGAACUGAUUAUACGAUAAGAGUUAUCCCCAACAGUGGCAGUGGAUCUGGACCCAGCAGUCAAACCAUCACUCAUACAACUGACCCUGUGACUGAUGUGAGUUUCCUUGUUAAUGGAGAGCUCUUACCUGACAACUCUGUCAUCAGACCAGACCAGUUUGGAGAGGACCUGACAGCUCUUCAUUGCCUCACCCCUUAUGAAGAUUGCUGUAGACUGUCCGACACUGUGGGUCCAAUGGGGGCAGGGCGAUGGUUGAGUCCUACUGGGGACAAUGUUGUCUCCUCAGAGUCAACUUCCAUGCUCUACAUGUCACGCAACCCCAGUCGUGUGUCACUCAAUAGAGACAGUUCUUUAACACCAGCUGCUGGGAUCUACCGCUGUCUGAUUCCAGUGUCAGAGAGCUCUGAUCAGACCAUCCACAUCGGACUCUACCCUGAGGGACAAGGUGCUCCCACUAUACCUGAUGAGCUGGUGUUUAGUAGAGGCUCUCUCACUCUGACGUGUGUGUCUAAUGGUGGUCCAGCUAGUGAGGUGGUGUGGACCAGGGAUGGAGUUACUGUCUCUACUGGAUACACUCUCACACAAACUGUCACCAACACAGCCACUGCUACCUAUGAGAAUGUCCUGACUGCUACUACCAUCGCUGAUCUGGUGGGUAACUUCACCUGUACGGUCAACAACAGCAGAGGAACCUCCAACACUGGGACUAUACGGAUAGGUGGUGUUCGUAUCAUAGACCCCCCACAGCUGACGGUGGGUCAGUCUGCCACCCUCACUUGUGAGAGUGAUGUGCCUGGCACUAUAGAAUGGCUGGACUCUGACAUGAGUGUACUAGCCACUGGAACAGGAUCAGAGCUAGACUACACUAUAGACACUGUCAGUGAUGGCAUGCAUGGAUCCACUCUUAUCUGUAGAGCCCCUGGGGGGUCAGAGGUCAUCAAUUUUAUUGUAAUAGUGCCUCCUGACAUUCUUGACUUCACCAUCACUCCUGUUGGUUCCCCCACUGCUGGCUCUGAGUACUCGUUGCUUUGUGAGGUCUCUCUGAGUAUCAGUGGACUAGUCAACACACCCACUGCAGUGUGGACAGCUACUGAUAAUGACUUCACUGUCAUCUCCUCUGGUGAUGCCUCCACUCUGACCUUCUCUCCUCUGAGGACCAGUCAUGGUAGAGCUGGCUACACUUGUGUUGGUCAGUUAGUGUCUCCUGCACUUGAUCAGGUGAUGGAGGAUCAGACACAACGUGCUGUCAUGGUGACAAUCCCCACCCCUGGAGUCUCGUUGACCACACCCACUUCCUUGACUGCCGGCACACCCUCUUCUCUCACCUGUACCAUCACUGUAGAUACAGCUGUGGACUUGAACGUUGUAGUGGAUAUUGUGUGGGAGAUCUCCACUGACAGUGAUCCCAUCACCACUGCCACUGGUAAUGUACCAACCUUCACCAACACUCUCACCAUCCCUAUACUGAGCACUCGCUACACUUGGGUCACUUGUAGGGCUACUGUGAGAAGAUCAUUUGCUGAUCCCUUUGUGUUGUCCAGCUCUCAAGAAUCAGCUUCUGUAGUCUUCACAGUAGAGGUCCCCCCACCCCCUGUGGUGAUGAUCAGUGUGUCUGGUGACUCUGUGGCAGGCUCCUACCUCUCUCUCCUCUGUACUGCCACGCCCCCUAUCCCACUAGUGACUCCGCCUACUAUCUCAUGGAUACAACAAGACCUAGCUGAUACCGUUAUUCCAGACACCUCUGACCCCUCAGCUAGCGUUAGACUGACCUUUAACCCCCUGAGGACCAGUCGUGGUGGUGUGUACGUGUGUGUAGCAGGUUACAAUAUUCCUGCAGCGAACAUAGCAUCCAGUGUACAGAGCAGUGACUCCACCACCAUCAAUGUGCAAAUCCCAAGGCCUGAUGCCAGGUUCACCUUUGACCCCAUGAUGGAUUGCUACACUGUUGGCCUGUUUCUGACCCUGGGUUGUGAGGUCACUCUAUCAUCAGCUGUUGAUACUGUGGUGAAUCUUGACCCCAUCUGGCGGAGGGAGGGGGUCGUACUGACCACUGGAGACCAACUCACUGUGGGGGACUUCCCUAUGACUAGCGAUGACCAGGUGUACACUAGUUUGUUGGAGUUCCAACCAUUGACAAGAGAUUUUAUUGGCAAUGACACCUUGUAUGAGUGUGAGGCCAGUGUAGUGCCUCAGAGUGAUACCUUCAUCACUGGAACCACCACCAACACAUCCACCACACUCACUGUGGGAGCGGCUAAUUUUGCUGCCUCGAUCAGCUCUAACUCCACAGUGCUAGCUGGCUCUGAGCACACUCUAAUGUGUCAAGGAGUGAGAGGAGAUGACCAGGCUGAUGGUACCACACUGGAGGUGGAGUGGUUCAAUCCUGAUGGUGUACUCAUAACUGGAGAGACUAGUGAUGUCAUGAUAACAGGAGUCACUGACAUCACUACUGACCCUACCCUCAUCAGCUUUCUGAUCUUCCCCAGUCUCCAGACAUCUCAAGCUGGUCCCUACACGUGUAGAGUCAACCAUACUAUACCUGACACCACCAUCACUGAUCAGAGCAUCCUGAGCUCAUCAGUGGUCACUGUGCAGAUCAAUACCCCUCAAGUGAUGAUCAGUGCUAGUCGGUCUGCCACACUGUAUGAGGGAACUACUGGUCAGGUCCUACGCUGUAUGGUUACCCCUGACAACGCUGGAGUGGACACAACCACUAGUGUGACACGAGAUAUAACUGGAGGUGUUGACAGAGACACGACUAGUGACACUGUCAGUGAUGGUGUGAUUAUUGUGGAGGAGGCCAUUCAAGUGCUGAGUCUCGGUGACACUGGGACCUACACAUGCUCUGCUACUGUGAACUCUGAACCCAACAAUAUGUACAUUAUGUCAGCCACCAAUACAGACACUCUGAGCAUAACUGUGGAGGUCCUCCCAGUCCCUGUUGUGGAGAUAUCACCCAGUAGUCCCCUACCAGUGCUGGCUGGGUCCUCCCUCAACCUCACCUGCUCAGUCUCAGUGGAGGACCUUCUCUCUGUGGAGCCACUCAUACAGUGGACACUGUCUGACCAGUCACUAUCUGGGAUACUCAAUGGCCGCACCAACACACUGACCUUUGACCCCCUCUUCACAACCAACGCCACUCAGUACACAUGUACUGCCACUAUCAACAUACCUGCAGUGGACAUCACUAGUACUGGCAGCAACUCUACUAACCUCACAGUGGACAUCUCCCCUCCCACUGUGAGUGUGUCCUCACCCACCCCAGUCUACCAUGGCACUAGCCACACCCUCUCCUGUAACGCUGGCUAUGACACUAGUGUAGUGACGACUGCUGUGACUCUGGACUACUCCUGGACUGGACCCAACCUCAUAGCCUCCAGUGAUAGUGCUGCUCUCACACUCUCACCAGUGGACCUACCAGCACAGAGCAGCGGAGACUACACUUGCACUGUCAGCGUUAUCCCAGCAGUCUCAACAUUCAUCAACCCUGCCACAGACUCUGAUACUUACAACCUCACUGUACUAGCUGCUCCCCCUCCUGAUGUGUUGACUGGUGUGCCUGUGAGGGUGGGCCGUUGUGGACAAGUGUCCUCCAUCACCUGUACUGCAUCUGUCAUUGAUAACUUUGUAGCCACACCCACCUUCAUGUGGAGGGGGCCGGGUGGAGACAUUGUGGACUCUGACAACAUUCUCAACUCUCCCUCUGUGAUGACUGGAGGAGAGUACACUUGUAUGGCUUGUGUGAAUGUACCACAAGUCAAUAUCACCAAUCUCUGUACCAACUCAACCAUCACCAUACAGGACACCACCCCCCAGCCAGUGAGUGAUGUGGUGUGUUCCUCCCUCUCUCCCUCCACUCUGAGUGUGAGCUGGUCCCCUCCAACUGACCCUGUCCUCAGUUAUCAGGUGGAGGUCAAACAGUACAGUCUAGAGGGUAGUACAGUGGACACAGUCAGUCUCUCUACUCCAUUUGACAGUGAGAACGUUAUCACCACGAUCACUGUGGAUGGUCUAGUUCCCUCUACACGGUACCUGGUCAGUGUUGAGGCAGUGAGUGGUGUCGGCUGUAGUGAGGUCACUGAGAUAGACUGCUACACUGAGCAAACACAGCCCCCAGUAGUUACCGGGGUAACUGUGGACAGACUCAACGGGACUGCCAUGAAUGUCAGCUGGACUCCACUCAACAAAGCUCAGUCCAAUGGCUUCAUUCAGAGUUACAUAGUGACAUACUCUGUUGUCACAGCAACACCCAAUCGUAAGAGACAAGGCUCUCAACAAGUGACAGUAUCCAGUGACAAGAGUGGUACUAUCAUUGGAGGACUGGACCCGGGGUCAGAGUACAGUGUCGGUGUAGGCGCUAGUGGAGCAGGGGGAACUUCACAAUCCUCUCCUCUGAUGGUGUCUCCCACCAUCUCCCCCAUACGCUCUGUGUUGUUCCAGCUCAGACUCACCAACAUCAGAAACUGUCUUGACUGGGUGGACCAAGACGGGAGGAUAGAUGCUGUGAGGAGUAUGUUUGCUGCCGAGGUGGAGAGUCACUGUGGGUGUGGUUUCUCAAGCAUGGUCAUAACUUCCCCCCGCUUCCGCUGCUUCCCUGAGUCCAGCACAGCUGUCACAUUCCGAGCCACUCUAACCGAUUCCAGACUCCUCACUCCCAUACAGGACUGGAUACAAACCAAUGGAUUCAUUUCCAUACAGAGCGUACUAAUUGAAGUGGACAAGACUUGUCAGGUGGAGAUAUCGAGCCUUGCAGACACCGAGUGUAACACUAUACCUGUGGGUAGUGAGUCAUCAGCUGCAGUGAUUGGUGGAGUGGUGGGAGGAGUGGUCAUUGUCCUUAUCGUUGCUGUUACCAUUACAGUCAUAGUGAUUGCCGUGCUGGUGUUCAAGAGUAGGAGAGAGAAACUGAUCGUCCAUAGAACAACAAAACGUGCUCUACCCCCCGUGUCCCUACAGGGUGUGGUCAGUACGGGUGAGAUAAAACCUUACGAGAUGAUAGAAAUGGGUGAUCAUGAAUAUGAGGAAGUAUCCAAGUUCCAGAAACCGAGUGGAGGGGAGUAUGAGAUGGUGGGAGGCCCAUCAGCUGGCUACCAGAACAGGGCUGCUAUAAUGGCCACCAAACAAACAUCACCACCCCCUCCACCCCCUCCACAACCCUCACAACAGGAGACAGUGGAUGCCGGGGGUGACUUUGAGGUCACUGAGUGCAUUGCCUACAGCACGACCACCCAUGGCCCCCCUCCCCCCAACACGACCAGUGGAGACCCACUAUAUGCUAACUGACACUAAUGGACUUUGUCACUAACUCAUUCAUACACUCUCAACAUGAUUGUAGAAUUUUUCAGUUUUUUGCAGAUACAAAUUUUCUUUUAGUUUAUAGAUAGCAUUUGCAUAGCCUGUCAUUUUGUACAUGUAGUCAUUAAGUUAUGAUCACAUAGCAAAAACUAAAAUAAACCA